Messenger RNA from Purpureocillium takamizusanense, 2794 nucleotides. RefSeq names its product protein kinase A regulatory subunit (gene PKAR1). NCBI's taxonomy places the organism in Eukaryota, Fungi, Ascomycota, Sordariomycetes, Hypocreales, Ophiocordycipitaceae. Gene Ontology annotation, molecular function: cAMP-dependent protein kinase regulator activity. Bases 1531 to 2685 code for a protein of 384 amino acids. The transcript has 3 exons. Gene Ontology annotation, biological process: regulation of protein phosphorylation. Gene Ontology annotation, cellular component: nucleus; cAMP-dependent protein kinase complex. The record is from RefSeq and is a predicted model, not a curated record.
CAAGUUCCCCCCCCCCACCUUGCUUGGGUCCCGGUUGCCUGCUCGCCAUCACCACCUUAUUACCUUGCCUCACCUAUCUGCCUGCUCGCUUUCCGCUCGCCUCACGUCUUUAUUCCCCUCUAUUUUGGCGAGUGCAGCAUCUAUCCUGCUCUGACUGUCGUCUCCCUACCGGCCCCUUUUGGUCGUGGGCGCGCGCGUCUUGAGACCUUCUGCUGCUGCUGUUGCUGCUACUGCGACAACGACGACGACGGCGGCGGCGGCGGCGACGACAACGGACCCUAACAACGAAGCGUUGCGAGAGCUCAAGCUCCCCCCAGUCCACCCCAGAAGCUACCUGGGCUGCUGCCAGAUUUCGGCAAACGGGCAGCCAAAAAGCCAAGGUAGGUACAUCAACUUGCCCAGGUACCUCCUUCCUCGGCGCGAAUACAAUCAAUCACAAAAGCGCCUUCCCUAUCUUACCUUGAUUACCCGCCCUGCCUCCACUACCAGUGGCGCCCUUUGAUUGAAGCUUCAACCCCCCCGCCACCGGCGCCGCCGCUUCUCUUGUUUCUGUUCUCCUCCUUCAACUGUUCCAUUGCCUUACCUUUUACUUCACCGCCUCUCCAUCCAUCCCCCCAUCUGUCUGUCAUCCAUCACCGUUGCUCAGCCCUGCCCGAGAAAGACACCAUUAUCCCACCCAACCCCUGCCUGUGCCCUCUGCACGCGAGCCGACGCCGACGCCGACGCCGCACCGCCCGCAGAUUUGCGCCGCUGGCGCCUGAAGCACAGCUCAGCACGCGAAAAGGUACCUUGCUCAUUCUUUGGUGGUUCGCCCGCACGACCCCUCGUCCUCCCCUCCGUCCGCUGUCUCCGCCUCUCACCAAGCUCUCUACCCUGUCAUCCUUGCUUGGCCGAGGUCGCUCUGCCGUCCUGUCGCCGACUCGCCACAGGUUUCGCCAAGCUCACAACUUGCAGUGCAGGUACGAAGCACGUCGCGCCGUUCCCCCUGCAUUCGUUUGUUCGCUUUGCUUUGCCCGUGCACUGAGCUGCCUCUUUCUUGUUGCGCGAAGUCGCAGCUGCCCUCAAUUUCGCCCCUAGUGACCGCCCAAUGACGUCUGCUGGGGAUGCGGUUCUCUUUCUGUCGCGCUGCACCACCUUGUCACCCCUCUUUCUAUCCCUGUGACAUCGAGACAAGCGAGCAUUCGUGCCGUUCUUUUCUAGAUUCCUUGGUAGUGUCCUUUCCUAGCUGGUCGAUCCUCAAAGCCUCCAGCUUCCCGUCGUUGAAGCAUCCAGCCCCGCCGCCCUCACUUCGCCGUCCGUCGCCGGUCCCAAGCCAAUGCUAACUUGCCACAGCUCUUAAGAAGCAUCAAUUGUCCUUCUGGCCGAUUGUCCCAGAUACUCUGAAACGUUUGCAAAGAGGUCUCCUUUCGUCUACAACUCUCGAAUUCGAGACACUGAAUUUCUUACCCACGGCCGUUGCAGACGGGUGACACCGGCGCGACAGCCUUCACGCAGCUCAAGUCAACACUGCCGACGUCCGCUCACAACAUCAUGUCUGGCCCUUUCACGAGCCCGUUUGGGGCCAACGCCAACCCCUUCGGUGCCGAUCGAUCCAACACUAUGCAACGCGUCGCUGAGGAGGAUGAGAACGACACCGUUGGUGCCUCGAUUGAGCCCAGCGGCGGCUCUCUUUUUUCUGGCGCGUUUGGGGGCGACGCCUCCACCGAAGGGCCUUCAGCGCUGCGACACGCGCAGGGCCCCGACAGCUACCCUGCCCAGUACAAUUUUGCCCGUCGCACGUCUGUGUCUGCGGAGUCGCUAAAACCCAGCGCUGAUACGUAUGACAAUUGGUCGCCGCCUUUCCACGAGAAGACUCCAGAGCAGCUCGAGCGGCUGAAGCGUGCCAUCGAAGGCAACUUUCUUUUCAGUCACCUGGACGAGGACCAAAGUGCGCAGAUUCUCGGAGCCCUAGUUGAGAAACCCAUUCCUGCCAAGGGCAUCAAGAUCAUCAGCCAGGGUGACGCGGGCGACUUCUUCUAUGUUGUUGAGAAAGGCUCGUUUGACGUCCAUGUAAACCCUAGCGGCACCAUUCAACCUGGGCCGGAUGGCCUGGGUGAAAAGGUUGGAAACAUCCAGGCUGGCGGUUCGUUUGGCGAGCUUGCGCUCAUGUACAACGCGCCUCGCGCCGCGACGGUUAUUUCUGUGGAAUCCGGAUGCACGCUCUGGGCUUUGGACAGAGUCACAUUCCGCCGAAUUCUGAUGGAAUCAACGUUUGCCCGGAGACGAAUGUACGAGAGCUUCCUCGAGGAGGUGCCUCUCCUGUCCUCCCUAACACCAUACGAGCGCUCCAAGAUUGCCGACGCACUGGAGACGCAAAAGUUUGUCCCAGGAGGGGUCAUCAUCAAGGAAGGGGACCCGGGUCACUCCUUUUACCUCUUGGAGUCUGGAGAGGCAGACGCGUACAAGGGAGACCCCAGCAACAAGGUUCUUCAUUACAACAAGGGCGACUUCUUUGGCGAGCUGGCCCUUCUCAACGACGCGCCUCGAGCCGCUAGUGUUGUCGCUACGACGGACGUCAAGGUGGCAACGUUGGGCAAGAAUGCCUUCCAGAGACUGCUCGGCCCCGUCGAGGGACUCUUGCGAAGGACUAGGUAUCAGGGAGUCAAGACGGGCGUUGAGGAGAUGGAUCCGCUGCACAGAGGGUAAGAAGUGCAUUGGAGAAUUGUUCGUACAGAGAGAGGCGACGUGUCGGGGUUUGUUACAGUCGAGCUGACUGCCACCGCGCCACGGGAACGGCCGACACCCCGCGUGGGGG